AUGGAAAAGAUGCGUGGUGAUAUGAUGAUCGAAAUGAAAGAAAUGACAGCCAUGAAAAUCCCUCCAAAGAAACCUCACUUUUUCAAACCAAUUAUGCCAGGUUUCAAGAAUGGCCUUAAAAUUCCUUUAGGUUUCUUGAAGUAUCGGAAGGAUCACGACCAUAUUGAACAUGCAAUACUGAGAAGGGGUAGUAAGAAGUGGCUGGUGAAGGUGAACGGCCGACGUCUAGAAGAAGGUUGGGAAAAGUUUGCAGAGGAGCAUAAUUUGCAAUUGGGAGAUAUAUUGGUGUUCGGACAUGAAGGAGAUAUGGAGUUUGAAGUUUCCAUAUUUCAUUCAAAUCAAUGUGAGAGGGAAUAUGAAGAAGAACAAAAAGUCCAUAAUGUUGAAGAGACUUCCAAGAAAUUUGAAUUCAAAGAUUUAAGGGGAAAUGCAUCUCUUCUGCCGGAAGGAAAGAAGACUAAUUUGCACGCUAAAAGCGUUUCCACUGAAGAAAAAACAAAUCCCAACAUCAUGUCAUCACACGAAGUUUUCCCGGAUGUAGAAGCGACUAAGGACAUGCCUCUGGGUCACCCUCAUGUAAUUACUACUGUCAAACCCUAUUGGAUUUCAAAGUGUUUAAUGCAUGUUCCAAAACUGUUUGCACGCGAAAACGGCCUCAGCAACAGGAAAUGUACAAUAGUGAUAAGAGAUGAGCAAAGGUCAUGGGAAUUUAGGCUGUAUUCCUCUGCUCGAAGCAUUUUCAUUGGAGGUGAAUGGCGUAAAUUUUGUGCUGCUAAUUUCUUAAAGGAAGGAGAUCAUGUAAUGUUUGAGAUAUUUUCCAAGGGAGAGAAACCUAUAUUGAAAUUUUACAAUUUGAGGGGAAAUGCAUCUCUCCAGCCGGGAGGAAAGACGACUAAUUUGCACGCUAAAAGAGUUUCCUCUGAAGAAAAGUCGAGCCCCAGCAUCAAGUCGUCAAACAAGGCUUCUACUGAUGCAAAAGUUGCUGCUCACAAGCCUUAUGGUCAUUCUAAUUUUGUAUGCACUAUUAGACCAUAUUGCCUUACAUAUGGUUUCUUGAACAUUCCUAAACAUUUCGCAUCCGCAAAUGGUCUCAAGGCCAACAUGAAGUGCAGUCUGAUCAUAAGAGAUGAAAGGCAAAAAUCGUGGACUUUAAGGCUAAGUGUUUGCAAAACUCAAGUCUAUAUUGGAGAUGGAUUGCGUAAAUUCAUUGCUGAUAAUUGCUUAAAGGAGGGAGAUCGUAUUAUGUUUGAGACUGUUACUAAUGGAGAGACACCAAUAUGGAAAUUUCAGGUUGUUACUAGUGGGAAAGACUCUGAUGAGGGAAGUAUCAAGAAUAUUGGAGAUGUUUUGGAACCAAGAAUUUUCACUGAGAAUUUUGAAAAUGUAUAUAACUUUAUAAGCUACACGAAAUCUUGUACAUUGUUGGUUAAUUUUGAUUCGAUCAAAAUUUACUUGUCCAUGUUAGCUGACACUGACUAG
Messenger RNA from Nicotiana tabacum (common tobacco), 1479 nucleotides. Lineage: Eukaryota; Viridiplantae; Streptophyta; Magnoliopsida; Solanales; Solanaceae. The record is from RefSeq and is a predicted model, not a curated record.